UUCCCGAGUAAGCUGGGGCUGGAGAGAUGGCUGAAGAGUUAAGAGUACUGCCUGCCCUUCCAGAAGUUCAAUUCCCAGCCCCCACAUGGCAGCUCAAAGCAGUCUGUAACUCCAGUCCUGGGUGAUAGGAUUCCCUCUUUUGGCUUACCACGGUGCCACCAUACAACAUAACGCUCUGGUGCAGUCAUACAAGCAGGCACACCACUUACACACAGAAAACAUUUUCGAAUUAAUAGACGGUUGCAAGACACCACCUGAGUCCCCAGAGAAAGCGUUCUUAAACUCAACUGGUUCUUUUUAAGAUCGUCGAAACGCCCCGUAAGGGACGGCUCCGUGUUGGAGGCAUCCAGAAAUCUUGACUAUCUUUCCCAGCAACCACUCCGGGUAGGAGUCCCGGGCUCCGGCCCGCCCACCCAAGCUGGCCCACGUGAUGGCGCUCUCCCGCGAGUCAAGGCGGCAGUCUCCAGCGGCCGGGACCACGGUGACCCGGCUUGGAGGCCCCCACCGCUGCGGUGCAGAUGGCCAUUGACACUAAAGCCACUGGCGACACGGUCGUGCGGGGCGGCCACGCUCCUGUACGCCUCCGGCUGGCGGCGAACUCCUCGUGCGAUUUUGGAACCCUUCGUUCUUUUGCUCGUCGGUGGACGGGUCUACAGCGCAGACCGUAGGGGGGGUAUCCAGUCAUGUCAGCCACAGGCGCCCGUUUGGUUAAGAGCAAAGCUUCCUCCUAAGCCAUGCGUGGAAGCUUGCGUUUUCCUGGCAUGGCUCCCUAGCCACUUAUUUUGUCUUCAUACAGUUUCACGUGUUAAAACCGUCUGGGAGUCUAUAUGGUGUUCCCUAGGUAGUUCAGUCCUUCCCGUAGCGCCCGCCGGGAGAGGCAGAGGAACGUCUGCCAUCUUGGACGCAACUAUUCCAUACCUCAAAGUGGGGGGUUGCAGAUGCCAGUGAGUUUAGUUGCUAUCCAAAGCGCAUUUCCGGCCACAAAUGGUCUCUUCCGUCUCGAAAACACGGUAUUAGGGUGGUUCCUGGGCGCUUCUUACCCGUAUCUGAGUCUCCCCGGGGCGCCGUGAGGAAGGAGGGCGUGGGGGUCCCCCCGCGCUGCAUCUUGGUGUGGCCUACUCGCUGCACGCACGUGGCCCCGCGCUAGGGGCGCGCGGUGACUCCUGGGAGUCGGAAGCAGGGCGGCCGAGCCGGGUGAGCAGCAGCGCGGGCCCAUGCAGGACGCUGAGAACGUGGCGGCCCCCGAGGCGGCGGAGGAGCGGGCACAGCCCGCGAGGCAGCAGCCGGCCUCCGAGGCGCCGCCGGCGGACGAGGCGGCGGGGGCUGGCGGGGCCGAGGUAGGGCGGACCGAGGACGCCGAGGAAGACGCCGACGCCGGGCCGGAGCCCGAGGUGAGGGCCACGCCGGCGGCCCGGCCCGAAGAGGAGACGGCGACCAGCCCGGCCGCGUCGCCACCGCCGCCGUCGGCGGAGCGGCCCUCGGCGCAGGAGCCCGCUGUCCCCGGGAAGGCGGAGGCCGCGGCGGAGCAGGCCCGGGAGCACCCGGCCGCCGGAGCGGAGGAGGAGGGCGGGUCGGAUGGCAGCGCGGCCGAGGCGGAGCCUCGGGCGCUGGAGAACGGCGAGGCGGAUGAGCCCUCCUUCAGCGACCCCGAGGAUUUCGUGGACGACGUGAGCGAGGAAGAACUGCUUGGUGAUGUCCUCAAAGAUCGGCCUCAGGAAGCGGAUGGAAUCGACUCGGUGAUUGUUGUGGAUAAUGUCCCUCAGGUGGGACCCGACCGGCUUGAGAAGCUCAAAAAUGUCAUCCACAAGAUCUUCUCCAAGUUUGGGAAAGUCAUAAAUGACUAUUAUCCUGAAGAGGACGGGAAGACAAAAGGGUACAUCUUUCUGGAAUAUGCUUCUCCCGCUCAUGCUGUGGAUGCUGUGAAAAACGCUGAUGGAUACAAGCUGGACAAGCAGCACACGUUCCGGGUCAACCUCUUCACUGAUUUUGAUAAGUACAUGAUGAUUAGUGAUGAGUGGGACAUUCCAGAGAAGCAGCCUUUCAAAGACCUGGGAAAUUUGCGUUAUUGGCUGGAAGAGGCCGAGUGCAGAGAUCAGUACAGUGUGAUUUUUGAGAGUGGAGACCGGACAUCCAUCUUCUGGAAUGACGUCAAGGACCCAGUCUCAAUUGAAGAAAGAGCGAGAUGGACAGAGACGUAUGUGCGCUGGUCCCCCAAGGGCACCUACCUGGCCACGUUCCAUCAGCGGGGCAUCGCCCUCUGGGGAGGGGAGAAGUUCAAGCAGAUCCAGAGGUUCAGCCACCAGGGCGUGCAGCUCAUUGACUUUUCUCCGUGUGAAAGAUACCUGGUAACUUUCAGCCCACUGAUGGACACUCAGGAUGACCCUCAGGCCAUCAUCAUCUGGGACAUCCUCACGGGACAUAAGAAGAGAGGCUUUCACUGUGAGAGCUCUGCCCACUGGCCCAUCUUCAAGUGGAGCCAUGAUGGCAAAUUCUUUGCAAGAAUGACUCUGGAUACUCUUAGCAUCUAUGAAACACCUUCUAUGGGCCUUUUGGACAAGAAGAGCUUGAAGAUCUCUGGAAUAAAAGACUUUUCUUGGUCUCCGGGUGGUAACAUCAUCGCCUUUUGGGUGCCAGAAGACAAAGAUAUUCCAGCCAGGGUGACCCUGAUGCAGCUCCCUACCAGACAGGAGAUCCGGGUGAGGAACCUGUUCAAUGUGGUGGACUGCAAGCUGCACUGGCAGAAGAACGGAGAUUACCUGUGUGUGAAAGUGGACAGGACCCCGAAAGGCACACAGGGUGUUGUCACAAAUUUUGAAAUCUUCCGAAUGAGGGAGAAGCAAGUACCUGUUGACGUUGUUGAGAUGAAAGAAACCAUCAUAGCCUUUGCCUGGGAACCCAAUGGCAGUAAGUUUGCUGUGCUCCAUGGUGAGGCCCCCCGGAUAUCUGUCUCCUUCUACCAUGUGAAGAGCAACGGGAAGAUUGAGCUUAUCAAGAUGUUUGACAAGCAGCAAGCAAACACCAUCUUCUGGAGUCCCCAGGGGCAGUUCGUGGUGCUGGCCGGGCUGAGGAGCAUGAACGGUGCCUUGGCGUUUGUCGACACUUCAGACUGCACCGUCAUGAACAUUGCAGAGCACUACAUGGCCUCCGACGUUGAGUGGGACCCAACUGGCCGCUACGUGGUCACCUCUGUGUCGUGGUGGAGCCAUAAGGUGGACAAUGCUUACUGGCUGUGGACCUUCCAAGGUCGCCUUCUCCAGAAGAACAACAAGGACCGCUUCUGCCAGCUGCUCUGGAGACCAAGGCCCCCCACACUCCUCAGCCAGGAUCAAAUAAAGCAAAUUAAAAAGGAUCUGAAGAAAUACUCUAAGAUCUUUGAGCAGAAGGAUCGAUUGAGCCAGUCCAAAGCCUCAAAGGAACUGGUAGAAAGGAGGCGGACCAUGAUGGAGGACUUCCGGCAAUACCGAAAAAUGGCCCAGGAACUUUAUAUGAAACAGAAGAAUGAGCGUCUAGAACUACGGGGAGGGGUGGACACUGACGAGCUGGAUAGCAAUGUGGAUGACUGGGAAGAGGAGACCAUCGAGUUUUUUGUCACUGAAGAGGUCAUUCCCCUGGGAAAUCAGGAGUGACCUCAGCACUGUGUGUCACUGUGCCAUGCCCAGGAUCCAAGGCCGCCCUUCACGGAGAGCCUUGGGCUGGGUUCUCACCUGUGCUUUCCUGCGCUGGACUGUGCGUGCACCCGGGGUUCUUCCAUCCCGACACAGCUCUGUGCCUUCAGCCCCUGUCCACAGCAGGGACACUCAGGCUCCGCUCUCACGUUGCCCUGUUAGGUUUUUAUCAGCCGUGUCUGCUGUGGGGUCUCACUGCAGUGUUCUGGUGGCUCCUAAACUCCUGUUGCCAUGGUGUUUCCAGAGCCUCCGCCUGCUGCUCGGUGGGGUCAUUCACGGACUUGCUGUCCCUGCGUGGGCCGGAGACCGGCAGGGAGACUGCGCUCCCACCUCUUCCUGUGCCAGAAGCUCUGGAGGCACGCCAGCACCUCGCACCUGUUCAGGUUGUGGCAGGGCCUCUGCACAAAAGUUGGUGUGGAAAUAAAGGCAACCCUGUGUGAAAA
This is a messenger RNA of Meriones unguiculatus (Mongolian gerbil), 4108 nucleotides long. It is a transcript of the gene Eif3b, whose product is annotated as eukaryotic translation initiation factor 3 subunit B. The transcript has 19 exons. The record is from RefSeq and is a predicted model, not a curated record. Gene Ontology annotation, biological process: translational initiation. Gene Ontology annotation, cellular component: eukaryotic translation initiation factor 3 complex. The coding region runs from base 1215 to 3626 and encodes 803 amino acids. NCBI's taxonomy places the organism in Eukaryota, Metazoa, Chordata, Mammalia, Rodentia, Muridae. Gene Ontology annotation, molecular function: RNA binding; translation initiation factor activity; translation initiation factor binding.